This is a messenger RNA of Stegostoma tigrinum, 5126 nucleotides long. It is a transcript of the gene itprid2, whose product is annotated as ITPR interacting domain containing 2. The transcript is spliced from 19 exons. The coding region runs from base 268 to 4167 and encodes 1299 amino acids. Lineage: Eukaryota; Metazoa; Chordata; Chondrichthyes; Orectolobiformes; Stegostomatidae. Gene Ontology annotation, molecular function: signaling receptor binding. The record is from RefSeq and is a predicted model, not a curated record.
GUUGCUGCCCAUUGUAUUGACUGAGCGCUGAGAGUGAGGUUUCACUGCUGCCACUUGGAGCUGCAGGCUCAAAGAGCUGGCGACCCGGGAAAGCUUUGUUUUAGGGAGUGUUUAAAAGAAAAACGGAAGCGGAAGUACUCCAAUAAGUUGGGCAAGUUUACUGAGAUCGAUUGUGAGUUUCCUAUUAAAGACGCAGGGAGACUUCGGUCUAAUGUGGUAGGAAAUUGGUUGAUUUCUUUUCACUGAAAUAAAAGUGUAAUUGCAGCUAUGGAUGAGGCAGUUCUAUCUGAACGUGCACAUAGCUGGAGAAAUGCAAAAGAUAAAAGGAAGGCUUGGGCAAGAAGCAGAGACUCUUGGCAAAUCUCUGAGACGGAAAAUGGGUGUGUUGCAGAGUCUACUGUGCUAUCAGAAGAAAACAGACCAGCAGAUCUGUCCCUGUCUGGACCAUCGUCUGAAGAAAAUGGAAUAUCAAAUGAGAAGAUUGAAAUUUGGCUUCAAGAUUGUGGACCACCAUUAGGAGCAUCUUUGGAAGAACAAAGUCAACUGCCCUUGAAAGGCACAGGUACAAAGAAUGGAUGUAGUUUUGAGGAUGACCUGUCCCUUGGUGCAGAAGCAAAACAUCUUCAGACUCACAGUGACUCGAUGUCGGCAGCAAGCCAUGGGACAUCAGCCAAGGAAAAACGGAAGCAGUUUUAUCAAAUGGGAAACAGUAUGAAUUCUACUGGCUCUGGCAAAAGCAACACAACCGUAUCUAGUGUUUCAGAAUUACUGGACCUUUAUGAGGAAGAUCCUGAGGAUGUUCUCUAUAAUCUUGGAUUUGGAACAGAUGAACCUGACCUUGCAUCUAAAAUUCCAUGUCGAUUUUUUAAUUCCGCAUCAUUUGCAAAAGGAAUUGAUUUUAAGCUAUUUUUAGAUGCUCAAAUGCAACGUAUGGAAUUGGACAAUCCAAAUUUUGCUCUUACAAGCCGGUUCCGCCAGAUUAAAGUUCUCACCACAGUGGCUAAUGUAUUCUCCUCACUGUAUUCUCAAGUUUCUGGUGCCCCUGUGAAAAGGAUUGGUACUUCAACCGAAGACCCAGCUGCAGGUGAAGCUCCUGCAAAUGGAAACAUUGCAGCUGGUAGAUUAAAGAAAACCAUGUCAAAACUCAAUUUACUUGGGCAGCAGCAGGUAAAAGCAUCAGAGACAAGCAAUCGAGCAGUGUCAGCAGAUAUGGAAAAUUCUAAAGCAUCACAGUCUCCUGGCACCAACGAAAGUAUGACUGACAAUGAGAAGAAAGAGGAGGUAAAACAAAAGAAGGAAGCAAGGUUGCAUAAAUGGCAUAAAUUGACUGACUGUUCACUGAAGCCUGUAGCUGAAGAAGUGAUUGGUGGAAGUGGUUCUCCUUUAAAUUCCUUGGAAUCCAUCUCUCAGGGGACUAUGUGCGACAUAACAGCUGGCCAGACAUCCGUGCUGAAUGGUUCUGUGUCCACUCGGAAAGGAUCAGGGAAUCGUUUGAAAGACGACAGUGGAAUCUCAGAUUCUGUUCUAACUGAAGACCUCCACAGUACCUCCACAGACACAGAACAUGAAGCCAGCAGUGACCUGACAUCUGUCCACUCCCAGGAAAGUUCAGAGAUUGUGAGCACGGGGUCAGUGUGUUCAACUCAUGAUAAAGGGCCUGCAGCAAUUAUUCAGCAUCCAUUUGUGAAAACUCUGAUGGACGAGCAGAAGGAAUUCUCAUUUGAUUUAGAAGAGGUUCAAAGCAAUGAAGGUGAAGGGACAAGUAUUCCAGCAACUAGAAGUCAUGCUCUACACGACAGAGUUUCAGCAGCCAGUAAAAAACAUUUUACAAGGACCAGCAGCUCCCAUUCUGAUAGCAGCGGCUUUGCAGAAGAUCCAUCCUCUGACAUGACUGGACAGUGCCAGGGUCCAGAUGGUUACCUGCAAGCUAUGGGGAGCAGUGCUGACAGCUGUGAUAGUGAGACAACAGUCACAUCAUUAAUUGAUGACCUUAAAACUCCUCAGAGUUGUGACCAACAGUUUUUCACUCCAUUUCAAACGCCAGUGGAAAAUAUGACUCUGGAUCUUAAAGAGACAAUUUUAGAUUUGAAAGCAGAGCUAAUUCCUGAUGCUGUGAUUGAUUCACAAGAAGCAAUGAUUGAGAAUGAAGGCAAGGAAGCUGUUGCUGUGGACAAUUCUAUACAAUCAGGUGAACAGCAGGCUUUAGAUUUUACUGAUGAGGAGUCUUCUUCACUCGGUGACUUGACACUGUAUCCAGAAAGUGAUACAAAGUGUCAAAGUGAAGAUGGUAUUCCUAUAUACUCUGGUCACCAAAAGGCUGGACAAAGGCAAAAUAGCAUGGAUUCCAUCCUGAGUUGCUAUUCAGAACCUGCUACUUUAAAUUUAAAGGACACUGAAGCGAUGAGAUUUUCCUCUUCAUCGAUAGAUAAAAUUACUACAGUACUUGAAAGAGCUAAAACAAAAACCUAUAUUGUCUCAAGCACCUCUGGAAGAGCACGACGUCCUGUGACCAAAGCAAAUGAUCGAAUAAUGAGAGAGGGAGAAAGAUCAUCCAAGAAUGAAUCUCUUGUACAGAUGAAGCGAUCCAAUUUUCAAAGGUCUAGCUCCCUCCCAACUACACUGCUCAGUCCAGUGCGAGUUGUGUCUUCACUAAAUGUGCAGUUAACACCAGACAGUGGUUCACAGUGCAGUUUGCCCUGUUUUACCUACAAAUACACUGCUCUGAAGGACAAGGAGAAGAUGCCUACAAAUGACGACGAUAAGCAGUCAACCUGUCGAUCAAUGCUUUUUAUCCCAUUUGCAAAAAGAGAGAGUAGAAAACAAUUUAAUUUGAAUAAAAAUCAAGAAAUGCCACAACAUAGGCUGAGUUCUCAGUCAUUACCAAUGUGCUCACCUCUGACACAGUCUUGCUGUUCUCUUCAUACACUUCCUUCAGACUGGCAAGGCCAAUCUCUGCAUGAUCAUGUGAGAACCAGGAGUACGUGCAGCAUUCCCAACCUCUUCGAACCUACUUGUGCAACAUGUGCAGCACCUUUUGGACACUUGUAUCCUCAGAGACCCAUGACACACUCAUACCAUCAUGUUCCCAUGAAUCCUCCAUCUGCUAUUGAAUCACAGCUUCGCAGAGUCCUUAAUGAGAUUAGAGGCACAGUGCAGAAUCUUUCACGGAUGCCAAUGUUUCAGGGAAGUGAUCAGCCCUUUCCUCAUUAUUCGUCAUCAAGAUUAGGUCUUUUACCAUUGUAUGAAACUACAUAUCAAGAGCUACAGAUAAUGAGAAGGAAUCUGAACUUUUUUAGAACACAGAUGAUGGACUUGGAAUUCAUGAUGCUCAGGCAGCAAACCUUGGUGUAUCAGCAUUUAUCUGAUGAGGAGAGACAAGAAGCUGACCAACUGCAGAACCUUCGCAACAGUGUGCGUAUGGAACUCCAAGAGCUGGAAUUUCAACUGGAAGAGCGAUCAUUGUCUCUAGAGGAACAGCUCAAAAUCCCGAACCAGUACACCAUGUUUAAUCCUCCAGCUUGUGCUGGGGCAUUCACUAAUAACACAGAUACUGUUUCUUCCUCCCCUCUCAAUGUAAUGGAACCAGUAAAUGAGCUUUUGAGGGAACAGUCUUACCUUCGAACUGAACUAGGGUUCUCUGAACCUUUAGGAGAUGAAUGUGACUACCCACGAUCUUACUCUACACCCUGCAGUAAUUUAGAGUCGGCUUCACGUUGUUCAAGCCCAGGCCAGAUGCCUAGAUAUUCAAGCUCUCUGGGUCACAGUCAUCAAGGUGCGCCAAGCUCUACUGUACACUCUGAAAAACCAGCAACCCAAGCUACCUCAUCGUCACAAAGCAAACAGGUUUAUCGUUCUUCGGUUAUGCUGACUCCCUCUCUACCCUCCCGAGUUGGACAGGGAAAGCAGAUUACAGAAGACAGAUUGUCACCAGGAUCUGUGCAACUGAAGUCGGGAGGUGAGACGCCCGAACUGACCGGAGCUGCAGCAGCCCCUGUUGCUAAAGAAGCACGAGGCAACAUCGUGGAUCAUCCAGAAUUCCAAAAUGUUCUGCAAGAGAUAAAAGAAUCACUCGCUGGAGAAAUAAAGCGGGAGAUUAUGGAUGGACUUCUAGCUGCAAUAUCACCAACUAGUAGAUCUACUGUUGGACAAAGGGAACAGUUCUUGUAAUUCUGUAUUUUCGCGGAUUUUUAUUUUGGUCGUGGCCUGCUUUCAAAAAAAGCAGCCUUCAGCAAAGGUGAACACAGUUUAAUUUAUGUCUCCUGGAAUUCUAGCUUCUAACCACUCAUGCUGGUGAAACUUGCCUGCUGAAUGCACAGACUUAGAAAUCCAGUGCUCUAAGAAAAGCUAUUGGGGCUGAGAUGAGCUGCUUUUAUCUAGUCAACUUUUGGAACACCUUGUAGGCAAAUCUAAACUCAACUUUUUGUAUUUGAUUGGGCUUCACCAAGCUAAAAUUGUUUUAAAAUGGUUAAACUCCAAUGUAAUGGGUGUACCAUGUAAAAGAUUUAAAUUUGUUCUAAUAGUUGUUGCUGUCUUUCAAUUAGACAUUUACCUCUUACAUACAUAGUAAGGUUGAAACUUGAAAUUCCAUUUUUCCUUAAAGGUUAAGUCAGCUACAUGUGAUGUAACACUAUGGAAAUUUGUUAUCAUUUCCUUCUUUGAGCACUGACCUCUAUGAGGUACUCCCUGUGCAAUAACUGUUUAACAUGGUAAACUUGAAUUGACAAUGUAUCUUUACUACUGUUUGUAAUCAAUCAUCCUUAAUAUCUCUGAAAUAUUCAGUCUACUCCAUUUUAUUUUGUGAGGAAAAAAUAUUUUGUCUUGAGUUUUUAAAUGAAAAGAUUAACGGGCAUCUUAGAGUGCUACAAACUGGUAUGGGGUGGUCUUACACUGUAUUUUGUAAGCAUUAAGUAUUUAAUUCAUUUGAUCAUGAAUUCAUUUGUAAUUUUGAAUAGGUGCAGGGGUUGGGAUGCAAAAUACUAGUGCUGAAAGCUUUUUCUAAUUUGUACUUGAUACAUUAUAUUGCCAUACAUUUAUUUACUAGAAAUGCGUGAUGGUUCAUUUAUAUGGAAUAUAUACUAAAAUAAAUUGUACAAGAGUUUAACAUGGGAUGCAUAUGGAAUGUAAUG